GAUUUAUUCAUUAGUUGUGAAUUGAUUUCGGAUUGGCGGCGGCGUGUAAAAUGAGUUUGAACGAACCUUUGAUAGAUAGAAAAGAAGAUGUUUAUUCUAUUCUUCGAACUUAUUACGACCAGUUUUCUUCAGCUGGGGGAAAAUUAGAUCUUUUACGUCCUGGAGCUUGCUUCUCCCCUCACAUUUUUGGGGCGGGCAAAAGCUUUGUAGGUCAAAAAUUUUUAGAGUUUUUAAAAAAAUUCGCCGACGAAGAAGAAGAGCAGACGGAGACGGAGGUUUUCAACAAGAGCUCGUCGGGAAAAGUUGAUGCGAAGAUUUUUUCUUGGAAACACUUUGCGGAAAACACUUUGUCAGUUUGCUUUCAAUUAGAAGAGAGCUUUUCUCGUGCUCCUUUUCCAAGGUUUCUAGAGGCUUUGAUGUAUAAUAUAAUUUUGAACGCUUACCGACAAAAUGGUAAAGAUACGGACGCUCUUCAGAUAGCUGAAAGGACGGUAAAGAAUUUUGAUAUUGUAGGGGCUAUUGAUUAUCUUCUCGAACAAUUUCAGAAACGAUAUUUAUUUUUGAUGAUAGACGAACUUAGCCACCUAAGUGACCUCACCGCAUAUUUUUUGAUUACAGGGAAGGUAAUUGUCUAUUUGGCAGGUCGGACUGCCGAAAUCUCAGCCCGCCUGUCUGAUGCUCGCUCCAGUAGCAUGAGCCUCGAUAUGUUGCGAUUGAAUCCUUUUAACCUCAACGAUAUUAAUGAAUAUCUUGAGCUGGCAAUUUAUAGUGGAAAGACCUUGAAGGACUGGUUAUUGCCCUCAGAUGGCUUGCAACAUCGAUUCGCAGAAUUAUUAAAAAAGAAGACAGGGGGUAUUCCGUUGAUUGUAAAGAAUACUUUAUUAGCCCUAGUAGAGAAAGUUGCAAACUUAUCUCAUCCUGCUAUCAACGAUGACAAUAUGGAAAGUGUGUUAGAUGAUAUUUUUCACUCUGUAGUACGAAAGACAACAACGUUUAUUGUUCCGGAGAUAUUAGAUUCUGCAACCCUUCUUCGAUAUCAAUUUGUUCUUUUCAAUUAUCAGCUCGGGACAGUUUUUCCAAUCAACUUUGCAAUUACUCUAUGUGGAACGACAACUUAUUUGAUGGAUUUGGUUGCAACUUUUGGGUUUUACUCUGAAGUUUUGGGCGAGGAAUUCAAGAUUGGUUGUUGUGAAUUUAUAUUGCGAGCUCAUAGCAACUAUAAAUUUUUCCGUGAGGCUACUGAACUUUUUCCUUUAUCUCCGUUUAGUUAUAUUCCCGACACUUCAACAGCAAAAGGAGUCUUCUUUGAAUUUGUAUUUAUGAAGAUCUUUCGCUUUCGCUUAUUAACUUUUCUUCAUUCUAAUUCCUCGCCUAUUGUACAUUCUGCUAUUCCAGGAAUUUUCCAGGGUUCUUUUAUUGAACAGGACAAUGUUUCUUAUUCUAUGGAAUCAACAAAAUCUAAUGAUAUACCCAUCUUGAGAAAUGUCUCUGGUUCAUUUUCUGAUCAUUAUAGGGAUUAUUUACAACGUUGUGGUAUUUUUGUUCCAAAAGAUGGCAAUUCUAGUGGUCCUGAUGCAUAUGUUGUAUUCCAUAAUGGACAAACACGUUAUGUUGUUGGAUUUUCAUUCAAAUUUUAUCACAAAACUGAAUUUUCGAAAACAAAUAUUGAGGAGGAAGCCGAACAAUUUUUUAAGGGAGUUGUUUCCGUUUUGAAUGACGAAUCUUUUUCAUCUGUUCAACUUCGUUUUCAGUUUGUGGUAGUAUGUACUAGAUAUGAUCAAUCUGUAGGUUUCUCUACCGAAGAACAUAAUAUUGUUGAAGAUGCAAGUGGUUUUGUGACUCAACAUUCUUCGGGAUCAACUUUGAAUGAAAGUAGUCGAUCAUGUCUGCAAUUGGUAAUUGUUUCUCAAAGGAACCUUGAAGUAUAUUUGGGAAGAGAUAAUGUCGAAACGUUGAGGAAAAUUGGGAAAGCAAACCGAGGAGAGUUUUCUAAAAACUUUUCAGUAUGGUGUGAAACUGUUUUUGAGUCGAUGUCCAAUGAAUAUGUUUCGCCUUUGGAGCAAUCAAAUGUUAUUUCAAGAGUGGCUCGAAAUAUAAGACCGAGAACCAAUGAGGAGAAUAGGAUGCAAGUGGAAGAGCUUCAAAGUGCUAUGCAAGUGGAACGAAGUGUCGCAGCAUCGAGUUCUUUGUCUUCGUCAUUUGAUUGGAAUACUUUCUUAAGAGACCGUUGUGGUCUUUCUGAAGAGGAUGUUGCCUAUUGUUUGCCUAAGCUGUCCUUCAUAGGAGUAAGAGAUUUUGAUGGCGUUACGACAGAUUUUCUUUCCGAUUGUGGUAUCGAUAAUCCUUCACUAAGAUUGCGAAUUAUGUUAGGAAUACGACAGUUUUUAGCAAAGUAGCUUUUAUGGACUAGUUUGUGGUAUGCCCAUGAUUUCCCUGUGGAAGGUGAUGGAAGCCUUAUAGAAGUCGUAGUCCUAAUAAAGACAUGUAAUUUUUGUUUUUAUCUCACUGCAAAGUCAUUACGAGGUUAGUAACUUGAGAUAUCUUACCAAUAUGCUCGAAUGCCAAUGUUAGUUACGCUUCGAGAGAAGAAUGACUUUGACAAGGUCUUCUGCUUUAACAUUGAAAUACCAAUCUAUAUAGAGAACCCUGAAAAGUUAUUGAUAAACUAUUUAAGAG
Molecule: messenger RNA, 2676 nt
Organism: Galdieria sulphuraria
Lineage: Eukaryota; Rhodophyta; Bangiophyceae; Galdieriales; Galdieriaceae
Product: archaeal ATPase
Exons: 2
Coding region: 51-2396 (781 amino acids)
Source: RefSeq, a predicted model, not a curated record